Molecule: messenger RNA, 2056 nt
Organism: Chrysoperla carnea
Lineage: Eukaryota; Metazoa; Arthropoda; Insecta; Neuroptera; Chrysopidae
Gene: mfrn
Product: mitoferrin-1
Exons: 4
Coding region: 208-1338 (376 amino acids)
Biological process (GO): iron import into the mitochondrion
Cellular component (GO): mitochondrial membrane
Molecular function (GO): ferrous iron transmembrane transporter activity
Source: RefSeq, a predicted model, not a curated record
UUUCUCUAACCAAAGCAUGGCGGUAUUGCGUAAACUGGCCUAGUAACAUCUAAAAAGAAUCAAAUAUAAAUUUUAACAAAAUUCGAGUGUUUACAAACUAAAUUAACAAGUUACAUAUAAAAUAUUGACAAUUAUACAUUCAAAAAAAUAAAUUGUUGUGUUUUUUUUUUUUUUUUUUUUUUUUUUUAAAUUUCCAAAAAACGGAUUAUGAAUGCGGAUGAAUAUGAAUCUUUACCAACAAAUGAUAUCCUUACCCAUAUGACGGCUGGAGCAAUUGCCGGAGUACUCGAACAUUGUCUUAUGUAUCCAUUGGAUUCAGUUAAGACAAGGAUGCAGUCAUUACGAAAAUCAGACUUAAUAGCCAACCGAGGUGUAGGCCAGACCUUAGUACGCAUGGUACAAACGGAAGGUAUAUUUCGACCUGUUCGAGGAAUGUCAGCUGUUGUUGUUGGAUCAGGACCCGCACAUGCUCUUUAUUUUAGUUGUUACGAAUUUAUGAAAGAAUCGAUGAUGCAACGGUUUCAUAAUCCAAGAUACAAUACUCUUAUUUACGGUGCUGCUGGGUGUAUUUCAACAUUAGUACAUGAUGGUGCCAUGAAUCCUGCGGAAGUUGUGAAACAGCGUGUACAAAUGUAUAAUUCACCUUACAAGUCAGUAAUGGAUUGUAUAGUCAAAGUGUACAAAACAGAAGGUUUAAAGGCAUUCUAUCGAUCUUACACCACACAAUUAACAAUGAACAUCCCAUUUCAAAGUAUGCAUUUUAUGUCUUAUGAAUUCAUGCAAUCAAUAUUAAAUGAAGAUGGUAAAUAUAAUCCACGAGCUCAUAUGAUCAGUGGUGCAAUUGCUGGGGGUGUUGCAUCUGCAGCAACUACACCAUUGGAUGUCUGUAAAACGUUAUUAAACACCCAAGAGAUCAAAACAAAAGUAACAGGAUUAACGGAAGCCGUACACACAGUAUAUAGACUAGGUGGUCCAACAGGAUUUUUCCGUGGUAUGCAAGCACGAGUAUUAUACACAAUGCCAGCAACAGCCAUCUGUUGGUCAACAUAUGAAUUCUUUAAAUACUUUUUUAAAAAACAACAUGAAGAUCAACAAGAAGCACUAAGUUUUACUAUACCAGAAACAAUUGAACCAUCUUGGCCACCUGGUUCAUCCGAUGCAAAAAGUAAAAUAGAAUUUAACGAAAAAUUAGCAUUAAAACCACGUGAAUUGCCUGCGAUGUCUGGUGCAGGAUAUUAUGGAACAAUGUCAUUCAACACAAUUCAUACAAAAGAAACCAGCAACAAUUUAAAUGGUAUUCAUAAAGGAAAUUCAAUACUAGAUAUUAAGCAUACUUAGUAAAUUUUAUUGUUUUCUUGUUGUUUACCAUCCACAAAAAUAAUCCAUGUUGUUUCAAAAUUCAACUAAAAUUAUUUAUAAAAAUUCCAUGGAUAAUUAUUUUUUUUUGUAAAUAUAAUUCACAGGUAAAGAAGAUAAAGUUAUUUCACAUAUUCUCGAAUAACAGUUACUGGGUGUCUAAUAAAAACUUCAUCGUCUUACAUGAAUUGAUUUUUUUUUGAAAAAAAAUAACGACAGAAUGUUGUGUGAUUUUGGAAAAAAGAAACACAGGGUUUUAUAUUUUAGCAACAAAAAAAAAAAAAAAAAAAGAAACAGUAUUUUUUUUAUAAAAAAAAUCAACCAAAAAAAAUGUAAAAUGAUCGAUGGAACUGCUGAAGAUGGUAUUUUUGAGUCUUGUACAUAACGAUAAGGAGAAGGAUCAUUUUUUUUAAUUUGUGAAGAUUGUUUUUUAAAUUGUAGCAAAAUGACUAUAAAUAUUGCAACUCAGGUUUGCUUUAAAAUAAAAUAUAUGUAGAAGUUGUCGUCCCUUUAAUAAAGGCUAAAUAUAGGAUACCACUAAUUGAGCCUAGUUGUUUUUUUUUUUUUAGAAUAUAUAUAUAUAUCUAUUAGAUAGUCAGAUAUGAUGACUGUUUGUUGUCGUCGAAAUUAAUUACGUUUUAUGUACCUUACAAAAAUAAUCAAUAAUAUGAUAGAAUUUACUUCCACUGAUUAUUUUUUA